Pantherophis guttatus is the source of this 722-nucleotide messenger RNA. Its product is annotated as C-type lectin lectoxin-Thr1-like. NCBI's taxonomy places the organism in Eukaryota, Metazoa, Chordata, Lepidosauria, Squamata, Colubridae. The record is from RefSeq and is a predicted model, not a curated record.
AGUUCAGAAAGAACCAUCAUUGACCCAGAAGGAGCAAAAGCUCACAAUUCUCCUGACAGCAUACAAAGACUGAUCUAUGGGGUUCGCCUCUGUUUGUGUGCCCUUUUUGGGCUUCCUGGUGGCCUCUUUCUUCAUACAAGGCCUGGAAGCAGUAUCUUGUCCCCUGAACUGGUUUCUUUAUGAGCAGCAUUGCUACGGAUUUUUCGAGAAUAAACUGAGCUGGAACGAUGCAGAGACAGAAUGCAGUUCCCAUGGCAAACAUGCCCACCUUGCUUCCAUCCUCAGCGAACGGGAAAUGAACAGCAUAGCUUCUGCUAUACUCACUAAUUACGGAGAGGCAUAUAGAACCUGGAUUGGAAUGUACAAAAUCAGGGGCGGGAAGAUACGAAUGAGAUGGGUAGAUGCAUCCGUGGCGGAAUACAUGCCUUGGGCACAAAAUCAACCUUCUAACUGCCAAGAGAGGCAGAAUUGUGUCGAGUUAUAUUCCAACGACUAUAAAGUAUGGAAUGACCAGUUUUGUGAGAUGAAACUGUCUUAUCUGUGCAAGAUGGCUGUGUACUAAAUACAGCUGGAAGCACCUUGAAGGUUGGAAGCCAGAAUCUCCCUGGCUACUACAACAUCAGCCUGCUGACCCACAGAACAAGAUUGUGCAUCAGACUUUCUUUUCCAUGUGGUGUCACUAAUCAAUAAACUCUAAUCCAAGGGCAGAUUAUGCUUUUAAA